Molecule: messenger RNA, 1420 nt
Organism: Moneuplotes crassus
Lineage: Eukaryota; Ciliophora; Spirotrichea; Euplotida; Euplotidae
Source: the annotation of a GenBank genome assembly
UAAUAAUGGAGCCAGGUUUUCAGCAAAUUCAGCAAUCUAUUGAGCAAAAUAACAAGCAUAACAACGCAAGUAAUCAUAUUGUGCAAGAAAGUGAUGAAACAAAUAACAUAAAUAAGGUAAAUAAUAGGCCAAAAUUGAAGCCCAUCAGGAGGCUUAAAGAAUCUGGAUUAAAUAACAAUUCAGAGAGAAAGCUUAUUGCUCAAUCUAAAAAUAUACUCAAACAAAAAAUCUCAAAGCAUCAUGGACGGAUAUUUAUUGGUAUUAAAAGGAAAAGAGAAGAAGUUGAAGAUCCUCUUCAUGAAGUCACUCUAAAAUAUAACAAAGAUGGGAAGAUAACUUAUAAGAGAGUUGUCACUGAAUCAGAUAAAAUGCAGGAUGAUUUCUGUGCAAUGACUCUCAAUUCUACUUCUCAAAAGGAAGAUGCGCCAACCCCAAAAUCAAUUGAAACACCUGAUAAGAAUACUUCAGACCACAAAGUCUAUCUUAUAAAGGAUGCCGAAAAUAAAGAAACAUCCACCCUGCCUUCCUCUGAAGGGACACCUACAGCAGUAUCUGAGGAUAAGAGAGAAGAAAAUAAGACGGAAAAUGAAAAUAACGAGGAAUCUGGUCUUGAAGGAACUGUAAAAGCCCUCACUGAAUUUUAUGGGACUAUCCAGAAAGACCAAAUUUGACGAGAAAUACGGAUUAAGAGAGUGUCAAGACCUGGUUUAAAUAUUCAUACUGAUAUCGCUACUAUCACUGGACGAGCAAAGGAUUACCAAGAGCAGCUAGUCCAAGAUAGGAAGAAUAUUCGAGAAAAGAGAUUUAUGCAACACAGAAAUCUGCCAAACAUUGAAUUUGAUGAAGAGAAGAACGAAAAUGUCUCGAAUGGAAGAGGAAAAUUUAAACCCUCUCUUACCAAAGCUAUAGAAAUUGAUCUAGAUCCUUCUAGAAGGAAGAGGGAGGAAGAGAAAGCAUCGCCAACUUCUUGUUAUAGGAAACAUAAUGUAGAGCCAAUAGUUAUCAGCAAGGAAACUUUUGAAGUACAAGCUAAUUCAGAUGAUGAAUAUGAUUACUAUGAGAUUUUAGAUGCCAAUCCUGCUCAUCAAACUUGAGAUUACAACAAUAAUCAUUUUCAAGAUAAUGCCCAUAGUGAGGAUUAUGACAGUGAGGACUCUAAUAGGCCUGAUCAAGAUGAUUAUGAGUAUGGAGGAGAUGACGAUGAGGAUGAGGAUGAUUUUACCUAUGUAAACAAUCCAAACAGCAAUACGCUUCAUGCAUGUAUGGGACAAUAUUCUGACGAAGACGAUGUAAACUACAGAUACCCCAAAGGAAACUUCGGUUCCGACAUCUCGGACGAAGACUCCCAAAGCUCCGACGACGACUACAUGAAACAAUACGUAUGCUCAGACGAUGAGGAAGCUUACUAGCAUAACAAUUG